GGCUUUACGAGGAAGAAGAACGAAAAAGAUAGAAUCAUCAUCGUUCCCUGAGUGACAGAGUUUAUUAUCUUCUUCAUCUCCCAAUCCUGAGCUCUGCGUUUCUCUUCCCACUCCACACAAAGUGAGAAGCAAAAAAACGCCCAGAGAAGCAAUCAAAGAAGCUAAUCGAUAAUGCAGACAAUCAUACACAAUCUCUCGUUUUGUACCUUCAACUCUACCAUGAUUGAUCCAAAGCCAAGGUUUCAAUUUUCUUCUUUUGUAACUCUUCCUCCAACUUAUUCACUGCAACACAAACUCUGUAAAAGGGCAAUGAAUAAACAGUUUAUAGCAGUUUGUGCAGCACCAUCAGAUGUAGAGACUUCUUCUAAGGAUGAAUCAGUUUCGAUUACGAAAGUGGAGACUUCAAACAGCAAUGAAGUUAAGGUGCAUGUAGAAGUGUCAGGAGAGAAGACUCAAACAGUAUUCAAUAAUGUCUUUGAGAAAAUGGUUGCUGCAGCUCAGCCAAUUCCGGGGUUCCGAAGAGUCAAAGGAGGAAAGACCCCAAAUAUACCCAGAGAUGUUUUGUUAGAGAUCCUUGGAUAUUCUAAAGUCUAUAGGCAGGUGAUAAAGAAAUUGAUCAACUCUGCUAUUGAAGACUAUGUUAAACAGGAAGACCUGAAGGUUGGCAAAGAGUUGACUGUUAAGCAAAGCUAUGAAGAUCUUGAAGAAACAUUUGAACCUGGUGAAAGUUUCAGCUUUGAUGCUAUUAUAAAGCUUCAAGAAGUGAGUUGAUAAAAGCGUUUAUCCUAAGGUAACUUAUCAAUGGGAUAUGUCUUGUCGAGUAGGAAAGGAUAAUCAAUUGGAUUGAGCUUAUGGUAAUAAAAGUUUGAAACUUUAGUAUAUCUUGUUCCUAAAAUCUUGUAGUUUUGAUGACAUGAAUGGUGUGUUCUCCAAAACAAUAAGGUAGUCACACAGAUAAUAUAACUGAACAAAACAAACAAUAAAUGAAUGAUUCGGUUACACUUCCUAA
Messenger RNA from Capsella rubella, 1009 nucleotides. RefSeq names its product trigger factor. NCBI's taxonomy places the organism in Eukaryota, Viridiplantae, Streptophyta, Magnoliopsida, Brassicales, Brassicaceae. Bases 172 to 771 code for a protein of 199 amino acids. Gene Ontology annotation, biological process: protein transport; protein unfolding; 'de novo' cotranslational protein folding. The transcript has 9 exons. The record is from RefSeq and is a predicted model, not a curated record. Gene Ontology annotation, molecular function: protein folding chaperone; peptidyl-prolyl cis-trans isomerase activity; ribosome binding.